Mus caroli (Ryukyu mouse) is the source of this 7527-nucleotide messenger RNA. RefSeq names its product nuclear receptor coactivator 3 (gene Ncoa3). Gene Ontology annotation, molecular function: nuclear receptor binding; protein dimerization activity. Gene Ontology annotation, biological process: positive regulation of transcription by RNA polymerase II; cellular response to hormone stimulus. The record is from RefSeq and is a predicted model, not a curated record. Gene Ontology annotation, cellular component: nucleus. Lineage: Eukaryota; Metazoa; Chordata; Mammalia; Rodentia; Muridae.
GCUUCAGCGGCGGCUGCCUCAGCUCCUCAGAGCGCCGGCGGCGGCCUCGGCGGAGUCGGUGUCGGCGGCCGGGGCUGAGCUGUGAGUUUCCGAUCGAGAACAGCGUUGGGGAAGAUGGCGGCGAGCGGAUCAAAAGAUUUGCUGAGCAGUGGACUCCGAGAUCGGUAAAACAAAGCUCCUCCCCGCCCGUCCUGACCAGACUGUCAGUUGCUGAUCUGUGAUCAGGAUGAGUGGACUAGGCGAAAGCUCUUUGGAUCCGCUGGCCGCUGAGUCUCGGAAACGCAAACUGCCCUGCGAUGCCCCAGGACAGGGGCUUGUCUACAGUGGUGAGAAGUGGCGACGGGAGCAGGAGAGCAAGUACAUAGAGGAGCUGGCAGAGCUCAUCUCUGCAAAUCUCAGCGACAUUGACAACUUCAAUGUCAAGCCAGAUAAAUGUGCCAUCCUAAAGGAGACAGUGAGACAGAUACGGCAAAUAAAAGAACAAGGAAAAACUAUUUCCAGUGAUGAUGAUGUUCAAAAAGCUGAUGUGUCUUCUACAGGGCAGGGAGUCAUUGAUAAAGACUCUUUAGGACCGCUUUUACUACAGGCACUGGAUGGUUUCCUGUUUGUGGUGAAUCGAGAUGGAAACAUUGUAUUUGUGUCAGAAAAUGUCACACAGUAUCUGCAGUACAAGCAGGAGGACCUGGUUAACACAAGUGUCUACAGCAUCUUACAUGAGCAAGACCGGAAGGAUUUCCUUAAACACUUACCAAAAUCUACAGUUAAUGGAGUUUCUUGGACUAAUGAGAACCAGAGACAAAAAAGCCAUACGUUUAAUUGUCGUAUGUUGAUGAAAACACACGACAUUUUGGAAGACGUGAAUGCCAGUCCCGAAACACGCCAGAGAUAUGAAACAAUGCAGUGCUUUGCCCUGUCUCAGCCUCGCGCUAUGCUGGAAGAAGGAGAAGACUUGCAGUGCUGUAUGAUCUGCGUGGCUCGCCGCGUGACUGCGCCAUUCCCAUCCAGUCCUGAGAGCUUUAUUACCAGACAUGACCUUUCCGGAAAGGUUGUCAAUAUAGAUACAAACUCACUUAGAUCUUCCAUGAGGCCUGGCUUUGAAGACACAAUCCGAAGAUGUAUCCAGAGGUUCUUCAGUCUGAAUGAUGGGCAGUCAUGGUCCCAGAAGCGUCACUAUCAAGAAGCUUACGUUCAUGGCCAUGCAGAGACCCCUGUGUAUCGUUUCUCCUUGGCUGAUGGAACUAUUGUGAGUGCGCAGACAAAAAGCAAACUCUUCCGCAAUCCUGUAACGAAUGAUCGUCACGGCUUCGUCUCGACCCACUUUCUUCAGAGAGAACAGAAUGGAUACAGACCAAACCCAAAUCCCGUAGGACAAGGCAUCCGACCUCCUACAGCAGGGUGUGGCGUGAGCAUGUCUCCAAAUCAGAAUGUACAGAUGAUGGGCAGCCGGACCUAUGGGGUGCCAGACCCUAGCAACACAGGGCAGAUGGGUGGAGCUAGGUACGGGGCUUCUAGUAGCGUAGCCUCACUGACGCCAGGACAAAGCCUACAGUCGCCAUCUUCCUAUCAGAACAGCAGCUAUGGGCUCAGCAUGAGCAGCCCCCCCCAUGGCAGUCCCGGUCUCGGCCCCAACCAGCAGAACAUCAUGAUUUCUCCGCGGAAUCGUGGGAGCCCAAAGAUGGCCUCCCACCAGUUCUCUCCUGCUGCAGGUGCACACUCACCCAUGGGACCUUCCGGCAACACAGGGAGCCACAGCUUUUCCAGCAGCUCCCUCAGUGCCUUGCAAGCCAUCAGUGAAGGCGUGGGGACCUCUCUUUUAUCUACUCUGUCCUCACCAGGCCCCAAACUGGAUAAUUCUCCCAAUAUGAAUAUAAGCCAGCCAAGUAAAGUGAGUGGUCAGGACUCUAAGAGCCCCCUAGGCUUAUACUGUGAACAGAACCCAGUGGAGAGUUCGGUGUGUCAGUCAAACAGCAGAGAUCACCCAAGUGACAAAGAAAGCAAGGAGAGCAGUGCGGAGGUGUCAGAGACACCCAGGGGACCCCUAGAAAGCAAAGGCCACAAGAAACUACUGCAGUUACUCACAUGCUCCUCCGACGACCGAGGCCAUUCCUCCUUGACCAACUCUCCCCUGGAUCCAAACUGCAAAGACUCUUCUGUUAGUGUCACCAGCCCCUCUGGAGUGUCCUCCUCAACAUCAGGGACAGUGUCUUCCACCUCCAAUGUGCAUGGGUCUCUGUUGCAAGAGAAACACCGGAUUUUGCACAAGUUGCUGCAGAAUGGCAACUCCCCAGCGGAGGUCGCCAAGAUCACUGCAGAGGCCACUGGGAAGGACACUAGCAGCACUGCUUCCUGUGGAGAGGGGACAACCAGGCAGGAGCAGCUGAGUCCUAAGAAGAAGGAGAAUAAUGCCCUGCUUAGAUACCUGCUGGACAGGGAUGACCCCAGUGAUGUGCUUGCCAAAGAGCUGCAGCCCCAGGCUGACAGUGGGGACAGUAAACUGAGUCAGUGCAGCUGCUCCACCAAUCCCAGCUCCGGCCAAGAGAAAGACCCCAAAAUUAAGACCGAGACGAGCGAGGAGGUAUCGGGAGACCUGGAUAAUCUAGAUGCCAUUCUUGGAGAUUUGACUAGUUCUGACUUCUACAACAAUCCUACAAAUGGCAGUCACCCAGGGGCCAAACAGCAGAUGUUUGCAGGACCAAGUUCUCUGGGUUUGCGAAGUCCACAGCCUGUGCAGUCUGUUCGUCCUCCGUAUAACCGAGCGGCUUCUCUGGAUAGCCCUGUGUCUGUUGGCUCAGGUCCGCCAGUGAAGAAUGUCAGUGCUUUCCCUGGGUUACCAAAACAGCCCAUACUGGCUGGGAAUCCAAGAAUGAUGGAUAGUCAGGAGAAUUAUGGUGCCAAUAUGGGACCAAGCAGAAAUGUUCCUGUGCAUCCGGCUUCCUCCUCCGGAGACUGGGGCUUAGCUAACUCAAGGGCCAGCAGAAUGGAGCCUCUGGCAUCAAGUCCCCUGGGAAGACCUGGAGCAGAUUACAGUGCCGCUUUACCCAGACCUGCCAUGGGGGGCUCUGUGCCUACCUUGCCACUUCGUUCUAAUCGACUGCCAGGCACAAGACCAACGUUGCAGCAACAGCAGCAGCAGCAACAACAACAGCAGCAGCAACAGCAGCAGCAACAGCAGCAGCAGCAGCAGCAGAUGCUUCAAAUGAGAACUGGUGAGAUUCCCAUGGGAAUGGGAGUCAAUCCCUAUAGCCCAGCAGUGCCGUCUAACCAACCAGGUUCCUGGCCAGAGGGCAUGCUAUCUAUGGAACAAGGUCCUCAUGGGUCUCAAAAUAGGCCUCUUCUUAGAAACUCUCUGGAUGAUCUGCUUGGGCCACCUUCUAACGCAGAGGGCCAGAGUGACGAGAGAGCUCUGCUGGACCAGCUGCACACACUCCUGAGCAACACAGAUGCCACAGGUCUGGAGGAGAUCGACAGGGCCUUGGGGAUUCCUGAGCUCGUGAAUCAGGGACAAGCUUUGGAGUCCAAACAGGAUGUUUUCCAAGGCCAAGAAGCAGCAGUGAUGAUGGAUCAGAAGGCUGCAUUAUAUGGACAGACGUACCCAGCUCAGGGUCCUCCCCUUCAAGGAGGCUUUAACCUUCAGGGACAGUCACCAUCGUUUAACUCUAUGAUGGGUCAGAUUAGCCAGCAAGGCAGCUUUCCUCUGCAAGGCAUGCAUCCUAGAGCCGGCCUCGUGAGACCAAGGACCAACACCCCAAAGCAGCUGAGAAUGCAGCUUCAGCAGAGGCUGCAGGGCCAGCAGUUUUUAAAUCAGAGCCGGCAGGCACUUGAAAUGAAAAUGGAGAACCCCGCGGGCACUGCUGUGAUGAGGCCCAUGAUGCCCCAGCAGGCUUUCUUUAAUGCCCAAAUGGCUGCCCAGCAGAAACGAGAGCUGAUGAGCCAUCACCUGCAGCAGCAGAGGAUGGCGAUGAUGAUGUCACAGCCACAGCCUCAGGCCUUCAGCCCACCUCCCAACGUCACCGCCUCCCCCAGCAUGGAUGGGGUUUUGGCAGGUUCAGCAAUGCCGCAAGCCCCUCCACAACAGUUUCCAUAUCCAGCAAAUUACGGAAUGGGACAACCACCAGAGCCAGCCUUUGGUCGAGGCUCGAGUCCUCCCAGUGCAAUGAUGUCAUCAAGAAUGGGGCCUUCCCAGAAUGCCAUGGUGCAGCAUCCUCAGCCCGCACCCAUGUAUCAGCCUUCAGAUAUGAAGGGGUGGCCGACAGGGAGCCUGGCCAGGAACGGCUCCUUCCCCCAGCAGCAGUUUGCUCCCCAGGGGAACCCUGCAGCCUACAACAUGGUGCACAUGAACAGCAGCGGUGGGCACUUGGGACAGAUGGCCAUGACCCCCAUGCCCAUGUCUGGCAUGCCCAUGGGCCCCGAUCAGAAAUACUGCUGACAUCUCCCUAGUGGGACUGACUGUACAGAUGACACUGCACAGGAUCAUCAGGACGUGGCGAGUCAUUGUCUAAGCAUCCGGCUUGGAAGCAAGGCCAGCGUGACCAGCAGCAGGGUCUGUGCUGUCAUUUGAGCAGAACUGGGUCUCGAGCUGAAGCGCACUGUCUACCUGAUGCCCUGCCUCUGUGUGGCAAGGUGCUCUGCCUCUGAGGACGUGAUCUGGAGAUGGGGUGUUCGUAAGCACCGCUCUCUUACGUCACUCCCUUCUGCCUCGCCAGCCAAAGUCUUCACAUAGAUCUAGAUGGCUAGGGUUUCUGUCUUGCAGCACUGGACGAGGGGGCACAGUCUGCCUUCACACGUGUCGUCAGCAAGUAGUUCCGUGUCGCUCUCCUGUCCAGUGCAAUCAGUGUUUCUGCGCUCUUGUCCUUUACAGGUGUAGUCCCCAGAGUCUGUCGUCCUAGGUCUCUCCUGGUGAGGUCCCCGUACCCUGUAAUUCUCAAGGAUUUGUCAUUGAUGUUAAAUGGCUUUGCAGAAGGGAAGAUGAAAUGGCAAUAUUGAAUUUUCCCGCCCCGAUGUGCAGCCAAGUGCACUUUACUGAGGAGUCACGGAGAAAUGCAAUAUUCCCGAGGGCGUGAGGAAUGGUGAACCACAUUCCUGCUUUCUGUCUGCACUAAUCUGUCAGGACAAGAACACGAUUGUCGUUUGUUUGUUUGUUGUUUCUUUCAAGUACUGGCGUCACCCUUUGCCUAUAUGGUGGAGCAAUAAUGCUUUGAAAUAAACUUGUGAAACCCAAGGCCAGGUACUGCACUCUGAGUCAGAAGCGAGCAGUGCUUCUGUGGACACACUUCCUUCCCUUUGUAAAUAGGAUCUUUAAGAUAUUGUAUUAUGUGAAAAUAUGUACAUACCUUUUUUGUAGGCCACAGCAGCUCAUUUUUACAGAGUUUGUGAAGCUAAAUAUUUAACAUUGUUGAUUUCUGUAAGCUCCACUCAGUGAGGUUACAGGCAACGGAGACAUCUGGAAGGCCCAGCCUGGGGCAGGGCAGCCUGCAGCUCCCCUCGUGUUACAGGCCUCACUCUUUAAUCUAAAGGCUUUUUAAAGUGAUCAUUUGUUUAGAUGUAGGCAUUUAAAUUUUUUAAAAAUUUUCUUUACCAGAGAACUACGCACUUUGUUAAUUUGCGGGGAAAGACUAGAUAUGGGGAAAUGAGCUUUAAACGAAAACAGAAAACCACCAAGAGUCUAAAAACAAAACCGAAGCAAAUUGAUUUUAAAAAGAAUGUUUUUUUUAAGCAGUCCAUAAAUUAAAUGGUAAUAAUUUUGGAAAACUGUAGCCCACUCAUCAUUUUAGGAGCAAUGUCUGUUACUAGGACCUGAGCCCCACAUUUAGGUCAGAGGCCCCGGGCCCUUGCUGUGUGUGGUCUGGUGUCUGCCCAGCUCCCCUCUGGUUCAGCUCAUGGGGUCUCUUACUACCUCUCCGCAUCAGGGUGCUGAGCUCAGAACCAGGCCUGCCAGUGCCACUGAGUCAGAGUGACACCUUGGCACAUGCCAGCCCCUCCUGCCACCUCUCUGCCUCCUCUUGGCACCUGUCCUAGUCAGUUUGAAGUAGGGAAACCAAGUGUAAUGCCUUUAUCUGGGUCCUUAGGUUCAAACAGUUAGAUGACAUUAGGUUAGUAAACCAUCUGUAGCUUUGUUUCUCCACCAGCCCUGGUGUCAUUUUCUGAGAUCCAGUCAAUGUUUAAGAGCCACACGUUUAGCCAGUUGUCCUCCACCCCCAAGCCGACCCCCCCGCCCCCCUCCCCAAGGGAGCACCGCUUCAUUCUCUGAGCUCUCUGUGAGUGAAGCUCGAAUUUCCAGAAGCCCCCGUGGAUAGACUUGGCUUCUCAACGUGUUUUGGUCAUGAUCAACUCACUGUCCCCAUUUCCAUUGUGUGCUGCGCUUUGCCGCUGACACCCGACCUGACUGGGCGCGGUGAGCCUGCCUUGCUUAGGUAUAGGCCACAGUGGUGCUCUUCCCUUAACUUGGAAAGACCUUGAUUCUGCCCUCAGCACCCCAGCUCCAGGCCAACUGGUUGGCACCCCCUUUUUAUGUGGGGAGACAAAUGAAGUUUAUUAUGUUUUUAUAUUUUCUACUUACUGAUUUUUAUUGGUGCCAGUUCAAAAUUCGGAUUUCCUUUUAAUAGCCUCUCAGAUAAUUUGUUGUUUUUACCUGAAUUGUCCUUAAAUCUUUUUUGGGUCAUUCUCUUUGUACUCUUCUUGCCUACCUCGCCUCCACUCCUCCCUGGCCCCUCUUUAAACCUAGGUGUCCUUGGGGAAAAUGGUAUAAAAGUAUUAAAGUAUUCUUUUCAUCUGCUUUUAUGAUGUGGGGACAUUUCCAGUACCUACUUUUUUUUUUUUUUUUUGCUGAAUCCAAAGAUAUAUAAAUAAAAAUGUAUUUUAUGAAGAUCCAAAUGAUAUUAAGGAAACAGGUUUCUUCAAAAAUAAAUGAAGCUGUACUGUUGCUGUUGGUAUCAGAACGCUUUCUCUCUAAACUGUGCCCCUGUCAUUAACAGGCCUACCCAGUUCAUCAGCAUUUAGAUGCUGAGGUGAGUCGGGGGCCGGAGGCAGUGGGUACUAGGGCAGAUAAUUGGCUUGCUUCAGGGGUAGAUGCAGCUGGACCGCGCAGAGAGUUUUCAGUUGACAACAUGCCAGUCCAGUCCCUUUCUAUCUGCAGCAGAGUGGCCAUGGGUUCUGUUCCUAACUAGGUGAGCUCGAAUCUGGCCCUGCCAUGAAGCAACAGGUGUUUUUACCUCCAGUGCAGGCGAUUAAAAACAGGGCGGUGUUUUGUUUUUCUCUUGCCUCCUCCCUUUUUCUCUUCUUUUGAAAAUACGGAGUUCUGAAGAAGAUGGAAAUGUCACCCCAAGAGCAGUAAAUUCUCAGGAACUGACCGACACCACUGAGAACACAUUUGGGGUUAAUUGUGUUUAUAUAAGUGUCACUUAAGAUGGUGUCAUUCUUUACACCGCAAGGAAUGGAAACCAUUCGGUGACUCAGUUGGAUGAGCUUUGGAUGCCUUGCCGACUGUGAGGUCUGGAUGCUCUUGUAAAUAAAGGUUUCUAUUUAAGCCUC